Messenger RNA from Melospiza melodia melodia, 3896 nucleotides. RefSeq names its product zinc finger protein 530-like. Gene Ontology annotation, molecular function: RNA polymerase II cis-regulatory region sequence-specific DNA binding; DNA-binding transcription factor activity, RNA polymerase II-specific. Gene Ontology annotation, biological process: regulation of transcription by RNA polymerase II. The coding region runs from base 12 to 1100 and encodes 362 amino acids. The record is from RefSeq and is a predicted model, not a curated record. Lineage: Eukaryota; Metazoa; Chordata; Aves; Passeriformes; Passerellidae. The transcript has 2 exons.
AGGAGCUGAGCAUGGAGAGCAGGGAGGACAAAUGCCCGCGGCAGAACCUGGUGGAAGAGGCCGUUUUGAGCGGCUCCACGGCGCAGGAAGCCAACGGGGAGGAAAAGCCCCGGAGAUGUGCACGAGGAGGGGCUGCAAACGCAGCCGGCGGGGAUCUGAGGGGGAAAGAGCCAGCCUGGGCUGGGAAGGCGGCUGGAGACGGAGCCAGAGCUCGGAGCUGGUGCUCCAUGAGCAGCUCCACCUGGUGCUCUUCCCACACAUGCGAGGAGUGUGGGAAGAGCUUCAGGUGGAGCUCUGACCUGAUCAGGCACCAGAGGAUCCACACUGGGGAACGGCCCUACGAAUGUGGGGAGUGUGGGAAGAGCUUCAGCCGGAGCUCCCACUUGAUGAAGCACCAGAUGAUCCACACUGGAGAAAGGCCGUACAAAUGUUGCGAGUGUGGGAUGUGCUUCAGCCACAGCUCCAGCCUGAUCAGCCACCAGAGGACCCGCACUGGGGAGAGGCCCUAUGAGUGUUCCAAGUGUCGGAAGAGGUUUAAGACCAGCACCCAUCUCCUCCGGCACUAUCGGAUUCACAGAGAGGAGAGGCCCUUCCAAUGCCCCGACUGCGGGAAGGGAUUCAAGCACGACUCCACCCUCGUCACCCACCGGCGCAUCCACACUGGGGAGAGGCUCUAUGAGUGUGAUAAAUGCAGGAAGAGGUUUCCGACCAGCUCCUGUCUCCUCCUGCACUAUCGGAUUCACACAGAGGAGAGGCCCUUCCAAUGCCCCGACUGUGCUAAGGGAUUCAAGCACAACUGCAACCUCGUCAGGCACCGGCGCAUCCACACUGGGGAGAGGCCCUACGAGUGUCCCCAGUGUGGGAAGAGCUUCUCCAGGAGCUCUCACUUGACCCGACACCAACAGAGGCACCGAAGCCAAGAGGAAUGGAUCUGUCACCUCCAAACCACUCAAAUCGCAGUGAAAACAGAUCAAUCUUACCCCAGAAGGAGCUCAAACCCGCCUCAAAAAACUCAGUCCCACGCCAAACUCACUCGAUUCCGCAGCCAUCAGGCUGACAUGAGGCUGGGAGGUGAUUUAGAGUCAUGGGAUCUCAGUUAGAGUGGUGGGAUGGAGAUAGUGUGGGGCUGGGUGUGUGGGAUGUAUUUGACAGCAAAUAAAACUCUGAGACUUACUGAUUUCUCUCCCGUUCAUGUUCAGUCUGUUGCAGUUCUGUUUGCAGAGUGCCGCCUUCUCAGCUCAUUUUCUUGGUGUCCUCUUUUCUCUCCUGCCUCUCUUUGCCUGCUCUGUUUCUCUCUCAGUGUCUCCCUGGGCCCACGGACCACCAGAGACCCUGCCCUGAUUUAAUUGACCCAGGCACCCCCAGAGACCCUCCCUAUAUUUAAGUGCCUCAGGGACCACCCAAUACCCUCCCCUGAUUUAAUGCCUCAGUGACCACCAGAGACCCUCCCCUGAUUUAAUUGACCCCUGCUUCCAAAGACCCUCCCCUGAUUUAGUUGACCUUUCCCUGUUUUAAUUCCCCUUCCCCUGAUUUAAUUGACCCCUGCCCUGAAUUAAUUGACCCUGCCCUGAUUUUGCUGUCCCCUGCCCUGAUUUAGAUGACCCCUCUGUCCCCACAGACCCUCCCCUGAUUAUUUAUUAUUUUAUUUCCCAAUUACUAUUUAAGUUCCCAGUCCCAGGUGCUGAAGUCCUGAAGGCUGGCAGGGAAAUGUCUCUGUAGGAUUUUGCUCCAUUUCCCUUCAAGGGCAGGAAUAUUUUUCCUGGCUGGAAGCUGGAAUUGCAGACUUUUGGAAUGUGUGCAGGGCAACACGGACUGGGAUCAAACAUGGACUAGGAUCAGAUAGGGGUUGGGAUCAAAUAGGGACUGGGAUGAAAUAUGGACUGGGAUCAAAUAGGGACUGGGAUCAACUAUUCACUGGGAUCAACUUUGGCCUGGGAUCAAAUAUGGCCUGGAUCAAAUAUGACAGAUUUUAUGGACUGGGAUCAAAUGUGGACUAGUGUUGUAGUGUGUUGUAAUAGCCUGUUUUAAACGUCCGGGUCCCUUCCCCAGGUGUGCCAAUACCCCUCUUUCAGAUCUAAAACAGUAAACCAGGGUAGCUCAGGUGCCAAACAUGUUAGUAGGGUGUAUGGGUUUGCCACAAGUUGUACUGCCUGACCCUAGCCCGUUGUUUUCCUUAACUUGUACAGAAGGUGCAUUCUCUGCCCUCCCUGGUAUGUUAGAGGCCCAUACCCCAGGAAACAUUGGAUCCAUUAUUUUCUUGUAAAUUUCAUCCUUAUUUUCAAUUUCAGUUUCACUAAUUGUUAAAAUUAAGCUCAAUAUAUCUCCAUAUUCUUGAUCCUUUACCUCUAAAAUAAUCUCUCCAUCUUUAAAUGUGAUCUUGGCUUCCAGCUGCUUCAACAAGUCCCUACUCAACAGGGCCUUUGGAGAGUUGGGCACAUACAAAAAAACUAUGACUAUUUUGAUGGUUUGCAAAAUAUGAUUUUUCAGAUUGGUCAGUUGCCCCCUUACCAUAACAUCUGUUACAGGCAUCGAGGCUUUAUUUAACACUGAGUUUGCUGCCCCCGUGUCAACUAAAAAUUCUAUUUUCUUAGCUCCCAUCUUUCUACCCUAUCCCAGCCUUUUGCCUUAAUUCAAAGUCUUGGGGUAUAAAAUAAGCUGAACGCACUCAGCUUUAAUUAUUUCUGCUGGGUUUCUUAAAUUACAUGAAACUCUCUUUUCUAAUAAUUCAAACAUCCUGUUACUUCUUUGCUUCUCGUGACUGGUUGCUACUAAAUUCCUUAGAGCUCUCUGAGUAGCCUUGGUUUCCUUAGAAUAACAUAAAGUGCCUGUCUUGGUCUCUUCCACCUAAACUCUGCUUUACAAAAUCUCAUUCUUUCCCAGUUCUCUUCCCGCACAGUCUAAUUCAAGCGUUGUUUCUACUGACACUCACUUUGCUGCCUUGCAAAAAGCUGUGCCUCUUACAGCAAAAACUCUGAUAUGCCCACAAACACAGACACAGACACACAUACACCCUGCAUCUCAAAUUCACGAGAGUCAGGGCUUAGGUUGUUGUGGGAGGGGAAUUCCUCGAAUUCCUUUAAUUUGUUUUAUCACAGUUAAACAUAAAUCACCAUACUGCAGUUUUUCCAUGUAAAAUGCUACACUUGUUGCAAACAAAAUCCUAAAAUCUCCACAAACACAAGCCUACAAUACCAAAAAUCAAAUUACCACAAUGUGGGGAAAGAACCACACAAACUCACUGGGAAAGGGGUAUCUCUUAAGAGUGCCCACUUUCCUUGACACAACCCAACAUGCAACACUUCAUCAUCUACCCACAUCAGCUUAUCAGCCUCUUCUGGUCCUCACACACUCUGGACACAAUCAAAAUAACAGCACACAGUAAAAUUCCAGGGACCGAGUCCAAACUGCGGGGACAGAAGAAUCCCCUGAGUUCAUCUAGCCACGGUUAAAAUGCACACAAUCUACACAAAUCACACAUCACCACCUUUAAACAAUAAAUGACUAAAUGUCCUCACCCACAUUUCUCCACUUGUUCCACUACUCCACAGGGUGUUCCUGCCCUCACAGACUGCCCCAGCCGGUGCUCCGGGCCUCACCUGGCUGCUUCAGACAUGGGUAGAACUGCCCCUGCACGCCGUGGGUACUCACUCACUUGCUCGGUCUGUUUGAUACACCAUGCACUCACACGAUUAUAAACAUGCCAACAUUAACCACACAAUGCAUUAGCCAUACAAUGUCUGGACGCCACAAGCACACAAAGUUCGGGUUCACUCGGCUCACCCCAGAGUCGCUAGCGGCCGCUCCAUUGAACAAUGAACCCGUUCCCAGUUGCGCUAUCAACCGGGAACCUCUGCCGCUGACCGUGCUCUUGGUCGAUGGCUGCCUGCAAGCACAGG